This is a messenger RNA of Chiloscyllium plagiosum (whitespotted bambooshark), 1656 nucleotides long. Lineage: Eukaryota; Metazoa; Chordata; Chondrichthyes; Orectolobiformes; Hemiscylliidae. The record is from RefSeq and is a predicted model, not a curated record.
CUCUCUUAUUUGCCUUUAGAUAGGUGAUUCCCUUAUUGCAUGUUAUGUCUCAGUUGUCUGCUAGUCUCAAAAUGAAUCUUCAGGUAUCCUACUGCACCUGGCCAAUCCCUAGUACUUUUUGAAGGCAAGAAGAUUAAUCUCUUUCACAAGUUAAGACAAGAUGUUUAUACUAAGACCCCCUUCCAGUAUUUUCCAGUAUGCUAAGAAGUUGUUUCUUAGUGAGCAGGCAGGCCGGAUCCACCUUCAAGAACUUGCACGAAAGAAUAUUGCUAAUGCGCUAUCUCUUACAAACCUCAUGAUGGGACUCUCUUCAAUUCUGUGUAGCUUAAAUGAGCACCACCAUUGCGCUUGCUGGCUUCUCUUUUUUGGGUUUCUGCUUGACCUAGCUGAUGGAGCUGUUGCAAGACAACUUAAUGCAUGUUCCGUUCUUGGAGCUAAGCUGGAUGACUUUGCAGAUUUUACAACAUUUGGAAUUGCAACCUCACUCCUGCUACAGGCCCAUGGCAUUCUGGAUGGUGUGAUUGUCAUCUGCUACGUUAUGGCUGUGUUUACACGUCUCUGCUUCUUUUCUAGUGGCAUCCCAUUUGUUUACCGUGGCCUACCAUGUCCUUAUGCCUCAGCUAUCCUAGCUUGUACCUUUUUAUUGACUGGAGGAAAUCGCAUUCUCCUGUAUGUUGCUGCAGUGGUGAUGAUCCUCUUCAUGACUGACCAUGGCAACUACCCCCAUGACAAGGUCCUUGAGUCACAAGUCUGGAAAAAAAUAGUUUACAUUGGUGGUCUGAUGAUGCUAUUUUGCUGUCCGCUACGGCUUGCCUGCAUAUACUUCCUGAUUUGGUGUUUCUCUUAUACCCUCUUCCCAUCUACUUUGUGGAGUUGCAGAUGUUAAAUCCCUGUUUCAUGCUUUCUCUUCAUAGGGAGAAGUCUGGUGCUGCAGUUCAGCAACCAGAGCCUAAAGUCAUUCGUGUUGAAUGACAAAAGAAAUCUGUAGAAGGAUUUAUCACAUUAGGUACUGGGUUGACAUCUUUAUUUGGUCAUUUUUAAUGAAAAGUCUGCAAGCUCUUUUAGGUUUCAUUUUACAUUCCAUAAUAGAUUUCCUCAAUCAUAAGCAUUUGCUUUUGAAUAUAAAUCACCUCUUUUUAAUACUGUAUUCCCUAUUCCCCAAAAAACAUGCAGACUACAUAUUAUUCCUCUCAAUUGAGAGUUCUGGAGAAUGAAGUUGCUGUAUUGAAAUUGCUCAUUAAAAGUUUGAGCACUUUUUUAAAAAAUUCAGAUAAAUAUUAAUAUAAUCAAAAUAUGAAAUUACUUCAUUCCAAACCCUUGAAAUGAAGUGAAACAAUUUGUUCAGCUUUAUUCACCAUGAUAUUUGGUAGCUAGAGAGCCCAAGAAAGUAAUUGGAGACUUGUGUGAUCAAUAAUAACUUAAAACAGUGGAGCGUUGAAGCAAUAGUGCUUAAUUAAUCUCUUCUGUCACAUAUAGAUAUGCAUCUUUUAGUCACCUUUUUUCAUCACUGCCUUCAGCAUGUAUUGAUGAUAUUUUUUUCUGAAGCUCCUAGGUGGUGACAGCUUCAAAUUAUUUUCAAGUUUACUUUCUGUAGUGAUUGUAAUGAAGUCAUCCAGGUAGACCUCAUCAAAUAUGAGUUCCCUGAUUCUAGCUGUU